Messenger RNA from Miscanthus lutarioriparius, 450 nucleotides. NCBI's taxonomy places the organism in Eukaryota, Viridiplantae, Streptophyta, Magnoliopsida, Poales, Poaceae. The record is from the annotation of a GenBank genome assembly.
AUGGAGAUCCUGGCCCGGCUGCCGGCCAAGUCCGUGGGCCACUGCCGCUGCUUGUCCCGCGCGUGGCGCGCCAUGCUCUCAUCGGACUACUUCGUGGACCUGCACGCGUGGCAUGCCAACAAGCCGGGACACCCUCAGCUGCUCCUCUCCCCGGUAGGGUCCUCCUACGACGGCUACAUCUAUUCAUGGCGGCCCAGUGGCAGUGGCGCGGUCGAGAAGCUCAUGCGCGAUGAUUUUGGGGGAGGAGAGACCGUGCCCCUCACCAAGCCCUGCCGCGGCCUGGUUCUAAUCCGGGCGACUGACGGUGGUGGUUACUUCGUGUGCAACCCUUCCACGGGCGAGUCCCUCGCUCUCCCCGACAGCGAGGCGCCGUUGAAGAUGACUUUUCGAAGAGACGGCCUAGAAUUACCCUUCUACCGAAGGGAUAUGGCCUUGGUUACUGCGCAAUGA